GCACCCUCUUCUCGAUCACCUAGAAUUAAACAACAAUGCCACUCAAUCAACUCGCGCACACUAUACUUGAGCUAGCAUUCACGUUGUCUUGAAAAACGUGCCCUGUACACACACAUCUCAUAUACGUUGACGCCAUCUCACUCAAAAACAAAAAUCCCCAAAUUUAAAUCAAAUCAAACACACAGACCCUAAUAAUCCCCCAAUCUCAGUUCAAUUCACACCCCUCACACUCAAGUUCGCCCCAAAAAACCCUAAUUCGCUACUCAAUUCACUCCCAAACGCUAUCAAUGCGAUCAAUUUACAAGAACUAGGGUUUUUUCUCGUAAAGAUCCGGCUUUUAUUAAUGGCGGCGCCUCGAAGCUUGUUGAUCGACACGAGCCGGCUGGUUGUGGAUGAGAACGGUGAAGACUCGCCGACGACGAAGAAACCGGUCGGCGCCAAGGCGGUGGCGGUGAAUAGGUGGGAGUUCGUGGCGGCGUUCGCCGUGUUUACGGUGUUUAGUACGGGACUGUUUUGUAUUUACUUGACAAUGCCGGAGGCGGAGUAUGGGAAGUUGAAGGUGCCGAGAACGAUAGCUGAUCUCCGUUUGCUUAAAGAGCAUUUGGCAUUGUAUGCAAACCAUUAUCCAGCAAAGUUUAUCCUGGGUUAUUGCGCCACUUACAUAUUUAUGCAAACAUUUAUGAUUCCUGGGACCAUUUUCAUGUCGUUGCUAGCUGGAGCUCUCUUUGGUGUUAUAAAAGGAAUAUUCUUGGUUGUUUUUAAUGCCACAGCCGGAGCAUCAUCCUGCUAUUUUCUGUCCAAGUUAAUUGGCAGACCAAUAGUCAACUGGUUAUGGCCUGAAAAGUUGAAAUUCUUCCAGGGAGAGAUUGCAAAGCGUAAGGAUAAGUUGCUCAAUUACAUGCUUUUCCUGAGAAUAACCCCGACCUUGCCUAAUCUUUUUAUAAAUUUAGCAUCACCAAUGCUGGAUAUACCAUUUCACGUGUUCUUUACUGCCACUGUGAUCGGCCUUAUUCCAGCUUCAUAUAUCACUGUUAGAGCUGGUCUUGCUCUUGGGGAUCUGAAAUCCGUCAAAGAUUUAUAUGAUUUUAAAACCUUAUCUGUGCUUUUCCUCAUUGGUUUUUUCUCUAUACUUCCAACAAUUUUAAAGAGGAAGCGAAUAUAUGAAUAAGAAGUUAAUAUGAACCCCCUGCUAUCAUUACAAGAUAGUUUUCGUACUGGGUAUGUGAUCUGAUGCUUGUGUUGUCUAACCUGAGGAAGAACGUGUUUGACCAUGUGUAAAGCCAGUCUUGUUUGAUGCGGCAGCACCCUGCAUUGCAGGAAAGCAUAUUACUUUUAUGACAGGUCAUUACUGUAAAACAUACAGAAAAUAUAUUUUUGCUACAUCUGUAUGUUACCCACAUUAUCUGCCUUGUGAUUUUUGGACAACUGGUUACCAGAAAUCCUGUAUUUUAUUGGUAGGUAUCAUAUUGAUUGUAGCAGCUACAUGAUACAUAUAUCAAAUGGGUUCUGUUUCAGUUGA
Daucus carota subsp. sativus is the source of this 1519-nucleotide messenger RNA. RefSeq lists its product as uncharacterized. NCBI's taxonomy places the organism in Eukaryota, Viridiplantae, Streptophyta, Magnoliopsida, Apiales, Apiaceae. Bases 344 to 1168 code for a protein of 274 amino acids. Gene Ontology annotation, cellular component: endoplasmic reticulum. The transcript is spliced from 4 exons. The record is from RefSeq and is a predicted model, not a curated record.